This is a messenger RNA of Drosophila grimshawi, 1479 nucleotides long. RefSeq names its product transcriptional coactivator yorkie (gene yki). NCBI's taxonomy places the organism in Eukaryota, Metazoa, Arthropoda, Insecta, Diptera, Drosophilidae. Gene Ontology annotation, biological process: positive regulation of transcription by RNA polymerase II; hippo signaling. Gene Ontology annotation, cellular component: nucleus; cytoplasm. Bases 249 to 1397 code for a protein of 382 amino acids. The record is from RefSeq and is a predicted model, not a curated record. The transcript is spliced from 5 exons. Gene Ontology annotation, molecular function: transcription coactivator activity; protein binding.
GUUGGCAGUUCCGUAGCGUAUGGUAUAUAUACAUAUGUAUAUAUAAAUAUUGUUUAAAUCAUACAAAAACACGAAAUUAAAAAAUUUAAAGCAACAUUUUGGCUUUCAAAAAUAAUUGAAAAUGAAGUGAUUAACGCGUACGUCCACAUUUAAAUGCAAAUGCAGUUUUAAAGCGAUUUAUUUGUUCGGCUCUGACAUAUUUGUGUACAUAAACAAAUAGUUUUUUUUUUUCUAACAUACCCAUAACGAUGUCAUUAAACAACAAAAGCAAUCUGAGUGAAAAGGAAAUCGACGAUGAGGACAUGCUCUCGCCGUCCCCGACAAAAUUAUCGACAAACCUAGUUGUGCGCGUCAAUCAGGACUCGGAUGACAACUUGCAGGCCCUAUUUGACAGUGUGUUAAAUCCGGGCGAUGCAAAGCUCCCACUGCAGAUCCCAUUUCGUAUGCGCAAGCUGCCCAAUUCGUUUUUCAAUCCCCCGGCUCCGCUGCACUCGCGGGCAAACAGCGCCGACUCGACAUACGAUGGCUCCCAGACGAAUAUCAACAAGACUGGCGUCCAGUCCGAAUUGCAACAGCAACAGCAGCAGCCAUCUCUCGCCCAACAGAGUCAGCCAUCGCACAGAAGUCUAGCAAUACAUCACUUUCGUGCCAGGAGCAGCCCCGCCUCCCUCCAGCCGAACUACAAUGUGCGCACGCGGAACGCAGAGUCGAGUGCCAGCAACAAUCCAAGCAAUCAGGGCCAAUCAGGACCAGCCUAUCCCGACAACAACGUCGAAUUCAACAGCAGUCCAGCUAACAACGUGGAGGAUGUCCUUAACACCUGUAUGGGCCAGGGGCAGGAUGCCCCCUCGUUAUCCACACAGACCAUACACAAAAAGCAGCGAUCCUAUGACGUUGUCAGCCCCAUUCAGCUACAGAGUCAAUUGGGUGCCUUACCUCCGGGCUGGGAGCAAGCUAAAACUAACGAUGGUCAGAUUUACUAUUUAAACCACACCACAAAAACAACGCAAUGGGAGGAUCCAAGAAUUCAGUUUCGCCAACAACAACAACAACGAGCUAUUGUCGAUCGGAUAAAGCCAAAUGAUAUUUUACAACCAACUAAGCAAACUAGCACACCGACAAUUACUAACCUUAUUGGCCCACUACCGGAUGGUUGGGAACAAGCUGUUACCGAGUCGGGAGAUAUUUAUUUUAUAAAUCAUAUUGAUCGUACGACUUCAUGGAAUGAUCCCAGAAUACAAUCUGGACUGAGCGUGCUAGACUGCCCUGAUAAUUUAGUAUCGUCUCUUCAGAUUGGGGAUAAUAUUUGCAACAAUAUUUUUAACGAUGCCCAAACAAUCAUAAAUCCACCGUCUUCCCACAAACCGGAUGAUUUGGAAUGGUAUAAAAUAAAUUAAUAAAUGUUUAUGUGCAAAUUAUUUUAUUAGAUCUUAAAGUUUUAUAUUUUGUAUUAAUAUAAAAUAAACAUUUUUGCAUAUA